AUGGCGGGAAAAGAAGAAGCAGUACCUUUCUCUUCUCCUCUUUUGAAACCGAAAAUGGAAGAUUCUGGAGGCUCUCAGAUUUGUUGGAGAAAGCAAGUCGACGAGAACCUGAAACGGCUCCACUCGCUCCAAUUCGGAGCAGAUUUAGCUCUCGAGAAGCGCGAUUUCUCAGCUGCUCGUGUACUCUUGCUUCGGCUUCUCGGCUUUCUCGACUCGCAUUCUCUUUCUGAUGCCGAUGAGGCUCUCACUCGGCCUAUACGGCGCGACGCCGUCUCCAAGCUCGAAUCCGCUCGCCGAUCUCUUGCUCCUGAAUCUGAUCGCCGAGCAUUUGAGCAAGCAGGUAGAGCUCCUGGCCAGGUUUUUAGCAGAAAAGGAGAUUUUGACAUUGAGAAGAUUAAGCAGUCAAAGUACUUUCGUGCUCUUCUUCAGAAAUAUAAUAUAAAGCUUUCAAACAAAUUGGAUGACAGAUUGGAUAGGCAGGAUAAAUUGAGCUGCAGGACAUCAAAGUUUAUGACACAAGCAAAGUUGGCAUCCCUGUAUGGAAACAACACUUCAAAAGCAAAUAAUGGCUUCGAUAAGAGUCUAUUGAACUCCAAAAGUAAUAUCUCUGAGGACUGCACGAUUAUAGAAAGGCCUCAUUCACGUAACAACCAUCCUAAAGGCAGUCUCUCUACUUUUUUAAAACUUCAAGAGGAAGAAAGAGGAUAUGGAAAUGCUGUGGGUUCUAAACGGUCACACGUGGAAAUCAGCAGCCCUAGAAAUGACAACGCAAAUUCACCAACAAAUAAUGAAGAAAAUAACACUGAUGUUUCUGGCAAUGGAUUUGUUACUGCAAGAGCUAAACUGGAAAUGGAUGCAAAGCAAAGACGAGGAUUGGCAGGAUCACCAAGUGCAUCUGUCUCCCCACAACCACAAAGUGAUAGCACAAACAGAGGUUAUGGUGCGAGAUCAUAUGGGAUUUCACGCCGUGGUGUUCGAGGCAAUUUUAUUCCUCCCAUAAAAUCUAAUGGGGGCAAUACUGGAAAUAUGACUACACGAGUUGCUGGAAAGAGUGAUGAUGCAUUGGAUGACUCAACAAAGAGAUGUUUGGAAAUGCUAUGUGGUCCUGAUGGUGAGCUUCCUGAAAAGUUGAGGAAUUUGGAACCUCGUCUCAUUGAGCAUAUUAGUAAUGAGAUUAUGGAUCGAGAUCCAAAUGUUCGGUGGGAUGAUAUAGCUGGCUUGGAACAUGCUAAAAAAUGUGUGACUGAGAUGGUUAUAUGGCCUUUGUUACGUCCUGAUAUAUUCAAAGGGUGCCGCUCUCCAGGAAGAGGUCUUCUUCUCUUUGGUCCACCGGUAGGGAAAACAAUGAUUGGGAAAGCGAUAGCUGGAGAGGCAAAAGCAACCUUCUUCUACAUUUCUGCCAGUUCAUUAACUAGCAAGUGGAUUGGGGAGGGUGAAAAGUUAGUAAGGGCGUUAUUUGGUGUUGCCAGUUGUCGUCAGCCUGCUGUAAUUUUUGUUGAUGAAAUAGACUCACUUCUGUCUCAGCGUAAGUCAGAAGGUGAACAUGAAUCAAGUAGACGACUGAAAACACAGUUCCUCAUUGAAAUGGAAGGCUUUGACAGUGGUAGUGAGCAAAUUCUACUUAUAGGAGCAACAAAUCGACCCCAAGAACUGGAUGAAGCAGCGCGUAGACGACUUACUAAAAGACUUUACAUCCCCUUGCCUUCGUCAGAAGCAAGAGCCUGGAUUGUACGUAAUGUCUUAGAGAAGGAUGGACUAUUCAAGCUUUCGAAGGAUGAAAUUGAUAUCAUAUGUAGUUUGACUGCAGGAUACUCAGGAUCAGACAUGAAAAACUUAGUGAAGGAUGCAUCUAUGGGUCCACUGAGAGAAGCUCUCAGACAGGGCAUAGAAAUUACCAAGCUGAAAAAGGAGGAUAUGCGCUCGGUUACUCUUCAGCCAAAUGCUCCUGGUUCACUAAAAGUAAAAUCAACUGACGAAAAGGAUAGAGAGAAAACAAGGUAUGCCCUCACCGUUGAGGUGUCUGCUUCUUACUCGUUGAGGAAAUCACUUAUUGGGACCCAUGUGAUGGAGCCUGGUGAGUUUAAACCGAUCAUUGAUUGA
This is a messenger RNA of Dovyalis caffra, 2100 nucleotides long. Lineage: Eukaryota; Viridiplantae; Streptophyta; Magnoliopsida; Malpighiales; Salicaceae. The record is from the annotation of a GenBank genome assembly.